Lodderomyces jiufengensis is the source of this 2292-nucleotide messenger RNA. RefSeq lists its product as uncharacterized. Gene Ontology annotation, molecular function: protein binding. The coding region runs from base 1 to 2292 and encodes 763 amino acids. The record is from RefSeq and is a predicted model, not a curated record. NCBI's taxonomy places the organism in Eukaryota, Fungi, Ascomycota, Pichiomycetes, Serinales, Debaryomycetaceae. Gene Ontology annotation, biological process: SCF-dependent proteasomal ubiquitin-dependent protein catabolic process. The transcript has a single exon. Gene Ontology annotation, cellular component: SCF ubiquitin ligase complex.
AUGACUGUUGAAAUACAAAAUUAUCCACAUUUACCAAUAGAAAUCAUAAGUCAAAUAAUAAGUAAUAUAGAUGACUUGGAGACAUUGUAUCACUUAAAAAAAGUUGAAAAACUAAAACCACUAAUAUAUCAAAAAUUAUUUCCCAUAGUAUCUGUAUCAAAUCGUAAAUCAAUAUUAUUCAGUGAAUCAUAUUCAAUUCAAGAAUUCUUAAAUUUUGUAAUAGAUAAUGAUUUUUAUAUUCCACCUAAAAUUGAAAGUUCAGUAGAUACUUUAAUUGAAAUUUCCAAAUGUAAAGAAUUUGAUCCUAAAUUUAAGAUUUUAGAUUUCAAUAAUACAAGAUUUGAAUUAAAAAUUGAAAAAUAUAAUUCUUUAGAUGAUAUUAUCUCAAUUUUCCAAAAUUAUAGAGUUUUCAAGAUCUCAAUGAACUCCAUAUAUAGGGAUGAGAAUGAAUUAGGAGAGUUAACUACAAAUUUCAGAGCUGUAAAUAUAAAUCAAUUACAAAAUCUUAAAUAUCCACAAAGUUUAGAAUCAUUAGAAAUAGGUUACUAUAAUUUAUUUCCUCAAUUACAAUUACCUACAACAAUAACAGAAUUGAAAUUAAGAAAUUUCAAAGAUCAUAAAUCUAUAAGCCUACCACAAUCUAUAAAGAAAUUACACAUUACAGAGACUAAAAAUUUUGACAAUCACUUGGAUUUAUAUAAUUUAUGUAAUUUAAAACAAUUUGAAUUUAUAAGUGAUAUUACACAUAGUCAAUUAACUUCAUUUAAUCGAAUAAUUUUACCAAUAUCAAUUGAAUCAUUAUCUUUAUACAACUUAAACUUAUUAAGUCUUGAAAGUAUUGAAACUUAUGAGAAUUUAAAAUCAUUAAAGUUAAUAGAUUGUCCAAAAUUUACACAUUUUUUUAAAACACAAUUUCCUAAAAAUUUACAAUAUUUAGAAUAUGGAUUUGAAUUUCUUAAUAAUGAGUUUAAAAAUUACAUAAAUCAUGAAAAUAUUUUUAAUGAUAUAAAUGACUUACCAGAAUUUUACGGAGGUGAUGGCGGAUAUAGACUAGACAGAUAUUUAAAAAUUAAUGAAUUUCAAUAUUUACCAAGAAAUUUGAAAACUUUGAAAUUGAUUCGUAUGAAUGGGUAUUUUUUAAAUUUAUCAUUGAACUUACCAAAUUUACAAACUUUAGAAAUUACUGAAACUCAUAAGUUAUCAUUGGAUGUUUUAUUAAGUAAGAAUUUGAAAAAUUUGGAAAACUUAACAAUAAAUAAAUGUAAAGUAACUUCUUUGGAAGAUGUGAAAUUUCCAGAAUCUUUGAAAUAUUUAAAUUUGAAAUCAAAUGAAAUUACUGAAAUUCAUAAUUCAAAUUUACAAGUGUUGCAAAAUUUAAAAAAAUUAGUCCUUACUGAAAAUUUAAUUGAAUCAAUAAAUGAACAAAUUUCUCCCAAUCUACAAAUUUUGGAUAUCACAACCAACCCAAUAAGAAGUUUUCAAUUUCAAAGUAGCUUAAAAAAAUUAUUCAUAGAUAUUCGUGAAAUUCUUAAAAAUGAAAGUUUUAAAAAUAUAACCGAAUUAGGUUUGGUAAUUGAGCAAAACUGUGAAGAUGCAAAUUAUCAAUUUGAUUCAAGUUUAGAAAAAUUAGAAUUUUUUAAUAUAUCAACAACACCUUUACCAAAUCAAAGCUAUGAUUUCACUAACUACAAGAAUUUAAAAUAUUUGAAGGGAUCAAUUCAAGUAGGGGUAGAUGAUAAAGAAGUUAUAGUAGAAUUCCCCAAAAGUAUUCAAAAAAUUCAACUAAUUGGUUCUUCUCACAAUAAAGUUGAAUCAAAUUUAAAAAUUCUGAAUUUUUUACAUUGUACAAAUUUAAGAGAAUUACGUUUAACAAGUUGCAACAUCAAUAUUUUGAAUUUUGAAAUUUUACCUCAAAGUUUGGAAACUUUAUCAAUUAAUGAAACAAAUUUGAUGAAAUUGGUAGGAAGGUUUAAAAAUUUAAUAAAUUUAAAAUCAAUAGAUUUACUGAAUAAUAAAUUAAGAAGUUUUAGUUUUAUAAAUUGCAUUUUUGAAAAUCCUAAAAUUCAAAUUAUAAAUUUAAAAGGUAAUUUUAUACAUGAACUAUCAAAUAUCAAGAUUCAAAAUUGUCCUAAAUUAUUAUUAAUAAAUUUAAGAAUGGUUUCACUGAUUAGAUUAUAUAUAACUGAUGAGUUUAAAACUAGUACCAAAUCAACUUGUCCAAGAUUGAAAGAAAUUUUAGGUUUAAGUAUAGUUGAUAAAUAUCGUCAUUCAAUGUAUGGAAGUACUUACUAA